This is a messenger RNA of Nakaseomyces glabratus, 711 nucleotides long. It is a transcript of the gene GCG1, whose product is annotated as gamma-glutamylcyclotransferase. The record is from RefSeq and is a predicted model, not a curated record. Gene Ontology annotation, biological process: glutathione catabolic process. Gene Ontology annotation, molecular function: glutathione specific gamma-glutamylcyclotransferase activity; gamma-glutamylcyclotransferase activity. NCBI's taxonomy places the organism in Eukaryota, Fungi, Ascomycota, Saccharomycetes, Saccharomycetales, Saccharomycetaceae. Gene Ontology annotation, cellular component: cytoplasm.
AUGACAGUUGAGAAGUGUGGCAUAUGGGUGUUGGGCUACGGCUCGCUGAUAUACAAGCCGCCUCCGCACUAUACGCACAGGAUUCCCGCUGUGAUUUACGGGUUCAUGAGGAGGUUCUGGCAGAGCUCGGUGGAUCACAGGGGCACGCCGGAUUCACCAGGCCGUGUGGUUACGCUGAUUCCUCAUGAUGAGAUCAUGAAGACACCCAGGUUUCUGCAAGACUAUGUCAAGUAUGAGAACCACGGGAACCCUAUCACCAACUUGCAGCCCAAUGAUUUGCACACCAUAGGUGUGGUGUAUUAUAUACCGGCAGAUCGUGCUGACGAGGUCAGAGAGUACCUCGACGUUAGAGAGCAGAACGGAUACACUUUGCAUGAGGUUGAAGUGCACUUGGACCUCACUGAGAGCGACUCUAGCGACCAAGAGCUUAUGGCUGCGAUCCACCAAUUGCCAGAGCAUGAGACUACGGGGAAGAAAGUCCUGACUACAAACGUGUAUAUAGGAACAGUGAGCAACGAGGCAUUUGUAGGACCAGAGACAAUUGAACAGACAGCAUCCGUCAUUGCCACAAACGUUGGUCCAAGUGGAACCAACUUUGACUACUUGCGUAUGCUAUGUGAGUCAAUGGCCUCUAUGAAAACAUGCGAAGAGACAGAUAAGUAUUUGGAACAUUUGUUCAAAGAGGUCAACAGAAUUAGAGAUACCUUGUAG